Molecule: messenger RNA, 861 nt
Organism: Cooperia oncophora
Lineage: Eukaryota; Metazoa; Nematoda; Chromadorea; Rhabditida; Trichostrongylidae
Source: the annotation of a GenBank genome assembly
GUGGACUUUGUCGACAGUUGCUCUGAUGGGAAGCUUGAGUCAGCUCAUCUGGUUUCAAAUGAUUUUUCCGUAAUACAGAUAUCGAGGACGCUUGGCGCGGAAUAUGGCGGUUCAAUCGGGCUGCUGUUCUCUUUGGCAAAUUGUGCUGGUGCUGCUCUCUAUAUAGUAGGAUUUGCCGAGACAAUCAAACAACUGCUUAUUGAAGCUGGGAUCACAAUACUGGACGGAAGCGAAUGGGAUAUUCGUCUUGUGGCUGUCAUUACAUGCUUUGUUCUGAUGGCUGUGAUUGUUGUGUCGCCUACACUCGAAAGUAGACUACAGCAAAUAUUGCUCAUUCCUCUGAUUAUAUCUGUUCUCAGUUUCAUCAUCGGAUCAUUUAUUUCGACCAAGAACAAGGUCGCUCAUGGAUACACUGGAUACAAAUGGAGAACACUGGAAGCUAACAUGCUGCCAGAUUUCCGAAAUGAACACAACUUCUUCAGUGUCUUUUCUGUGUAUUUCCCUGCAGCCACCGGUAUUAUGGCUGGAGCCAAUAUCAGCGGGCAUCUCAAGAAUCCUCAAACUGCUAUUCCGCGAGGAACAUUGGCAGCGAUUGCGGUUUCCAGUGUGAUCUACACAGCUUUUGCUUUGGUAGCUGGAGCCACGUAUACUCGAGAUGCAGAUGGCGUCAAUGAGCCUGAUCAAGACAAUCCACCAGACUGCUACCUCAACGCGUCGUGUCCAUUUGGACUUCAUAACUACUACCAGGUACUCUCAUCACCGACCUCAGUUGCCCUCAUACCUAUUCUUGCACUGAAGCUCGACACGCCUGGUCUUGAGAAAGUUCGCCUCAAGCUCAUUUGCAUUCUUUCCAGAUGGUGA